Molecule: messenger RNA, 906 nt
Organism: Fusarium musae
Lineage: Eukaryota; Fungi; Ascomycota; Sordariomycetes; Hypocreales; Nectriaceae
Exons: 2
Coding region: 1-906 (301 amino acids)
Biological process (GO): positive regulation of transcription by RNA polymerase II
Cellular component (GO): nucleus
Molecular function (GO): transcription cis-regulatory region binding; DNA-binding transcription factor activity
Source: RefSeq, a predicted model, not a curated record
AUGAUGCCCGAUGCCUUACGGAAUAUUGACACCAUUGGAGCCGAUGUGAUUCUUGCUACUGUUUUGUUUCUCAUCAACUCAGAGCUCAUUGAGUCUGGGUGGCAAAGUUGGAGGCCUCAUCUCGAGGGUGCGAAGAAGCUUUUGAAUAUGAUAGAACCAUAUACUGGCUCUGACACCACUCUGAGAGACUAUAUUGUUGCGGACUGUUAUGUCUAUUGCACAUUGAGCUUGUCUUUCAACCCAUCACAACCAGGCACCCAGGCAGCAUCAUUUGCACCAAAUCAAGUCAAAGAAACAUUGUCGCGAACCAACAACUCUUUCUUCUGCUGCCCCCCUGAAGUUCUCGACAUCCUCCGCGAGACAGCACAACUUUUACAUGCCGAAGCUCAAGGCAACGUCUCCAGCAAUGAAGCGCUUAUCGAAUUCACCAACCUACUAGACCGGGUACAACGUCUCGAUGUCCUCAAAUGGGCAAAGGACAGAAUGCCAGAUGCCAGCAAAACCGCCCUUUGGAGCAGUGCCCGAACUGGCUCCGCGCACAGAUUGGCAACAUGUCUCUACAUCAUCCAGGCAGCUCCCGCACUACGGGCCAGGAUGCCAGACCAAGUUCCCAAAACACUCAUCCAGGAUCUUUACGAGACGCUCCUACCACAGCCUGACGAAGACCCAAACUUCAAAGCCACGGGCUGGCCCACCUUUAUUUAUGGAACAACGGCGACGACUCCGGAGAGCCGGGCGUGGGUUAUGGAUCGAUUGAAGGCGGUAGCGCAAAUCAACCCAUGGGGAUUUCUAUACUCUGCGAUUGAUACGUUGCAAAUUUUGUGGAAGCAUGAGAAUGGCGAUGAUGGAUGCAUGAAUUGGUUGCAGAAACUCAAGGAUUUGAACGUGGACUUUUUGAUGGUUUAG